AGCUGGGUGGGUGGUUAGAGCAGUACCACGUGAUAGGCGUUUAGUGCGGGACCGAAGCCGCCAUGAAGGAGGAGAUCGCUGCCGCCGUUUUCUUCAUCACGUGCCUCGCCAAGAAGCGCGGGAAGUUGGACCGCCGCCGGCGCGAGAGGUUCGCCGUGGAGCUCACGGCGCUUCUCUUCGAGCGCUACAAGAGCCACUGGUACCCCGGGGAGCCCAGCAGGGGUCAGGCCUUUCGGUGUCUGAGGAUGAACAAGGCACAGAGCAGGGACCCGGUGCUGGAGCGCGCAUGCCGGCGCAGCGAGAUCGAGUACGAGGAGCUGGGGCUGCCCAGGGAGAUGACCAUCUGGGUGGACCCCCUGGAGGUGUCAUGCAGGUACGGAGAGAAGAGCAGCCCGUUCUGCGUGGCUCCGCUGGAGGAGCGGCGCGACCACGGCGAGUUCUCGCGCCGGAUCGCGAGCGCCGUGGACAGGGCCUCCUCGGACUACCUAUCGGGUGCCUCCUCGGACGAGGAGUCCGGCAUCGGCGGCGGUAGCAGCAGCAGCAGCAGUAGUAGCAGCAGCGCCAAUAGCAGCCUGAGCAGCGGCAGUUCGGCUCCAGAGCCCAAGAGCAUCCCCACCGUGAGCAACCCGAACAGCGUGUACCAGGUGAGUGAGUUCGCAGCCCCAGCCAUGCAGCCCUGGGCCCAGUACCAGAAGAGGAAGGCCUACCAUGGCGAUGGUUACCAGCAACAUCAGCCUUCUAGCGGGUACUACUCGCAGAGCAAAAGCUUUAAGAACUAUCGUCCCUCCUUUGUCUUUGCUGGGCCUCGUGUUGACCGAUACCACUGGGUCAGCAAGAACCGUUCAUAGUAAAUUUCCCCCAUUCACCUGUCUUGUACUUUUGGGCCCCAUAGAUCAUCUAUGGAAAUGUCACUUCUAAAUGCUUAUUUAUGGAAUUUAAGACUGCUGUUUACGUGCUUUUUUUAAAUCAAGUUUUAUUAAACUUCGUUUUUAUGUUGUCUAAACUUUUAUAAAUGUGAC
Molecule: messenger RNA, 1019 nt
Organism: Scleropages formosus (Asian bonytongue)
Lineage: Eukaryota; Metazoa; Chordata; Actinopteri; Osteoglossiformes; Osteoglossidae
Gene: btg4
Product: B-cell translocation gene 4
Exons: 5
Coding region: 63-848 (261 amino acids)
Cellular component (GO): nucleus; cytoplasm
Source: RefSeq, a predicted model, not a curated record